This is a messenger RNA of Lycium barbarum (goji berry), 1566 nucleotides long. RefSeq names its product GDSL esterase/lipase 1-like. NCBI's taxonomy places the organism in Eukaryota, Viridiplantae, Streptophyta, Magnoliopsida, Solanales, Solanaceae. The record is from RefSeq and is a predicted model, not a curated record. The transcript has 5 exons. Gene Ontology annotation, molecular function: hydrolase activity, acting on ester bonds. Bases 123 to 1259 code for a protein of 378 amino acids.
AUAAAAAAGUCUAAAAAAGAAAGUUAACGAGGUGGCAUUAUAAAAUUCCAUUCAUUGGUGUAUUCUGAAGUUAGAACAACUGAUAAUUUUCAAGUCUUAUCUUGCUCUACCUUACCCCUUCCAUGAGAAAUCUAGGCUUUCACCUAUGCAUUUUAAUUUUCCUAGCUUGCUUUAAUUUCCCAAUUGGUUGUUUUGACAACCAUCAUGUGGACAACCAGCAUGUGCAGAACAAACGCACAACUAAUUUCUUUGUCUUUGGAGACUCCAUGUUUGAUCCUGGAAACAAUAAUUACUUGGAGAAUAUCAACGCUUACCGAGCAAAUUUCAAGCCAUAUGGAGAAUCAUAUUUUGAGCAUCCUACUGGCAGAUUUUCUGACGGGCGCCUCAUCCCUGAUUUUAUUGCGAAAUUUGCAAAUUUGCCAAUGAUUCCAUCAUAUUACCAAGCUCUUCACAACCGUUCCUUUUACGGAGUGAACUUUGCCUCUGGUGGUGCUGGUUGUCUAGAUGAAACCUACAGUGGAAAGGUGAUCAGCCUAAACACACAAUUAGGCAAUUUUAAGACUGUGACAGAAAAGUUGAAAGCACAACUAGGGAAAAAAGAUUCAGAGGAAUUGUUGUCCAAUGCAAUCUACUUGUUCAGCGUAGCCAACAACGAUUAUCUGCGUCUUUUCGACAUUCCAGAUAUGCCUUCCGACAUGUCUUGUUUAGCUUAUACAACAGAGCAGGAAUAUAUGAAUAUGGUGAUGGAUAACUUCGUCAAUGUCACUAUGGAAAUAUACAAGUUAGGAGGGAGAAAAUUUGGCAUCCAAAAUCUGUUGCCCUUAGGCUGUUUACCAAGAUUUAGGGGUCUUGCUUUUCUUAAGGGAGGCCAUCAUGGUGAUUGCUUGGAUGAACUCAACUCCAUAGUAAAGAAGCACAAUUUAGCUCUUUUGCAAAAAUUCAAACAAUUCAAGAAGCAAUUAAGGGGGUUCGAGUACUCAUAUUUCAAUAUGUUUGAUGCUCUUAAUGAACUCUUUGAGAACCCUUCAACAUAUGGUUUCACAGAAGCAAAGUCAGCAUGCUGCGGAUUUGGUCCAUACAGAGGAUUUGGUAUUUGUGGAGUGGCAGAGGCUUAUGAGUUGUGCAAAAAUGUGAAGGAACAUGUCAUAUUUGACUCUUAUCAUCCCACUGAAAAGGCUUUCCAUCACUUUGCACAAGUAUGGUGGCAGGGAAAUCCAAAUUUAGUUGAGCCUCAAAGUUUGAAAUCCCUCUUGGACUAGUCUCUCACCCAACCUUCACUGAUCAGUUGAAGCAUUCAAUUUGAAGGGUUCAACGUUGGCUUACCAUCUGUGUUUAAGGUUGAACUUAUUCAAUUGAAGCUAAUUCUAUGCUUUCCCGCAUCAUAAGAAACUUUGAUUAUCAAAUUGUAUGUCAUUUUAUCCUUUCUCUUUUGAUUUAUUUUUCUAUUACAUUGAGAUCAGGAAAGAAGAAGGAAAAAGAUGAAUAAGGAGAAUUAAAUUAUUUACCUAAUGUAUUGUGAGAGACUCUCAAUUGUACAACUAGAUUGUAAGCUUUAGUGGUUAUGUA